UCAAUUCAAAUCACAAGAAGUCGAACCGGCCCUGAUGUUGAAUCUUAACCUUUCUCUCGUCCCAUUUCUCAUCAGUAUCUCUUUAUUUUCUUUCCAAUUUUCACCCAACUUUGUACUCUGAAGUCUCUCACACUCCCAUAUAAAACACUCAAAAUAACAUAUUUUUCUCUCCAACAAUUAAAACACUAAAACAACAUGACUUCUUUCUUCUGUUCAACCAAGUUCUUUCUACUCAUCUUUUUCGUAUCAGCAAUUCCUGUCGCCUUUGUCAUCCAUCUAGAAACAUCCGCCCCUACAACCCACGUCUAUCAUUACCAUAGCACCGGUUGGUUACGUGAGUGCUCCAAAUGGGACGGUCCGAACAGCCGGUUCAUCGUUAGUUUCUUUGAAGGCGGUUUAGGUGUGAUUCCGGUUCACGCUGAUUAUUCUUCUGGUAACGUGUUACAGGAAAUUCCGGUCGUGAAAGAUGUUGAUUUAACCGGCAAUGCAUCGCUCGGUUUUACGAUAGACCGGGAAAGGAACCGGGUUUUGGUUGCUAUUGCUGAUGUGUUUGGCAAUCGAUAUAGUGCAUUGGCUGCUUAUGAUUUGACAUCGUGGAACCGGCUUUUUCUCACCAAACUAAGCGGUCCAGAGGAUGAGAAAGCAUUUGCGGACGAUGUAGUGGUCGAUACAGAGGGGAAUGCAUACAUAACAGAUGCCAAAGCAAACAAGAUAUGGAAGGUGGGCGCCAAUGGAGAACUUAAAUAUACAAUCAAGAACCCAGUAUUUACUCCUAAAGAGUGGUACAAUAAACUGGUUGGGCUAAACGGAAUAGUGUAUCAUCCAAAUGGAUACUUACUGGUGGCUCACACAUUCUCUGGCAAUUUGUACAAGAUUGAAAUCGCAAAGGGAGAUGAAGUAAAACUAGUGAAGAUAAAUAACGGAUCAUUGAAAUUUGGCGAUGGCAUGGAGUUACUGUCUUCGACCAAGCUAAUUGUGGCUGGAAAUCCGACAAGACUAGUUGAGAGCUCUGAUGAUUGGGAGAGCGGCACUAUUGUGGGGAAGGCCAAAGGGGCUAUUCAUCGUUUAGCUACAGCAGCAACUGUGAAGGAGGGGACUGUUUAUCUUAACCAUAUGAUUGGUUUGGGGUAUCCUAGGAAAAAACAUGUUCUUGUUGAGGCUGUUUUUUCUGCCUAAUUUUACCACCCAUAAAAUUAAGAGUUAUAGGACUCCAUCCAUCCCUUUUAAUUUCUGUGUAAGAGUAAAUUUGAUACUUGAUUACCAAUACUGACUUAUGUUCCUCGGCAAGAACUGUCAAGUCUUAUUGUAGAAUAUAUAGUAUUUGUUUUGUUAUGCAUCA
Messenger RNA from Lycium barbarum (goji berry), 1339 nucleotides. RefSeq lists its product as uncharacterized. The transcript has 2 exons. The record is from RefSeq and is a predicted model, not a curated record. Lineage: Eukaryota; Viridiplantae; Streptophyta; Magnoliopsida; Solanales; Solanaceae. Gene Ontology annotation, cellular component: endoplasmic reticulum. Bases 196 to 1176 code for a protein of 326 amino acids.